AUGAAAGACAUCACCUUUAAGCUCCUUGCCAGCUCAUGGCUUUCCGGUGCCGCCGGCCUCGCAGCAGCCGAGCAAGCCUUCGACCCCUUGAUCUUUGUCGACCCCUUAAUCGGCGCGACCAACGGCGGUAAUGUAUUUCCCGGCGCCUCCCUACCCUACGGCAUGGCCAAGGCCGUCGCCGACACCAACAGCGGCUCCAACCAGGGCGGCUUCGCCCUCGACGGCUCCAACGUUACGGGCUUCUCUACCAUGCACGACUCGGGCACCGGGGGCAGCCCCUCGCUGGGCAAUUUCCCUCUGUUCGCGUACGCGUCCUGCGACGGCUGGGACGUCGACCGCUGCGCCUUCCCCAAGAAGGAGCGCGCGAGGUACGGCGCCUUCGGCAACGGCACCGUCAGGGCGAGCCCGGGCUUCUUCGGGCUCACGCUCAACAGCGGCCUGCGGGCCGAGAUGACGACCAGCAUGCACGCGUCGCUCUUCCGUUUCACCUUCCCGACGACGGGGGUCGACGGCCGGCCCUCGCAGCCGCUCAUCCUGCAGGACCUGACGGACCUGUCCGACUCGCGGCAGGACAACGGCAGCGUGAGCGUGGACGCGGCGACAGGGCGGGUGACGGGCAGCGCGAGGUUCCUGCCCAGCUUCGGCAGCGGCAACUACGUGCUGCACUUCUGCACCGACUUCUCGGGCGCCGACGUGCUGGACAACGGCAUCUUCGCCAACAGCCGGGCCAGCGCGGCCGUCAAGAACCUGACCAUAUCGAGGUCCAUCAACGGCUACCCCCUGCCGGGCGGCGCCUUCACGCGCUUCUCCUCGGGCGCGAGGCCCAUCCUCGCGCGCGUGGCGACGAGCUUCAUCAGCGCCGAGCGGGCGUGCGAGCACGCAGAGUCGGAGAUCCCGGACUUUGACUUUGACCGCGUGCACGCCGCGGCCGUCGACGCCUGGCGCGCCAAGCUGAGCCCCAUCGCCGUCUCGACCGAGGGCGUCGACCAGGGCCUCGUGACCAACUUCUACAGCGGCAUCUACCGCACCAUGAUCAACCCGCAGAACUACACGGGGGAGAACCCGCUCUGGCCGACCGGCGGCGGCGCGGGCGAGCCCUACUUCGACUCGUUCUACUGCCUCUGGGACUCGUUCCGCAGCCAGAUCCCCUUCCUGACGGUGCUCGACCCGGCCGCCGUGGCGCAGAUGGUGCGCAGCCUGAUCGACACCUUCCGGCACACGGGCUGGCUGCCGGACUGCCGCAUGAGCCUGUGCAAGGGCUUCACGCAGGGCGGGUCCAACGCCGACAACGUGCUGGCCGACGCGCUGCUCAAGGGCAUCAAGGACGGGAUCGACUGGGAGGCCGGCUUUGCGGCCGUCGUGAAGGACGCGGAGGAGGAGCCGUACGACUGGUCCAACGAAGGGCGGGGCGGGCUGGACAGCUGGAAGGCGCUGAGUUACAUCCCCGUGCAGGAUUUCGACUACAAGGGGUUCGGGACCAUGACGCGGAGCAUCUCGCGGACGCUCGAGUACAGCUACAACGACUUUUGCAUCUCGCAGAUGGCUGAGAAGCUGGGGAAGAAGGCGGAGAAGGAGAAGUACCUGGAACGCAGCGGCAACUGGGAGAACCUGUACAAGGCGGACCAGGUCUCGCGGUUCUGGAACGGCACCGACACGGGCUUCACGGGGUUCUUCCAGCCGAAGUUUCUGAACGGGACGUGGGCGUACCAAGACCCGCUGAACUGCAGCAACCUCGACAAUUUCAGUGUGUGCAGCUUGCAGAACACGGGGAGGGAGACGUUUGAGAGCAGUAUCUGGGAGUACGGAUUCUUCGUCCCCCACAACCAAGCAGACCUCAUGACCCUCUACGGCGGGCCAGACGCCUUCGUCCGCCGCCUGGACUACCUCCACGACCAGGGGAUCACCUACAUCGGCAACGAGCCGGCCUUCCUGACCGUCUUCCAGUACCACUACGCGGGGCGGCCGGGCCUCUCGGCGCGGCGCUCCCACGCCUACAUCCCGGCCUUCUUCUCGCCCACCCCGGAGGGCCUGCCGGGCAACGACGACAGCGGCGCCAUGGGCAGCUUCGUCGCCUUCGCCAUGAUGGGCCUGUUCCCGAACCCGGGCCAGGACGUCUACCUCGUCACGCCGCCCUUCUUCGCGGCCGUCAACGUGACGAGCCCCCUGACGGGCAGGACGGCGCGCGUCAAGACGGUGGGGUUCGACGGCGGCGCGUACGAGAACAUCUACGUGCAGAGCGCGACGCUGGACGGGGAGCCGUACACGAAGAGCUGGGUGGACCACAGCUUCUUCACCGAGGGCAGGGAGCUGGUGCUCACGCUGGGCCGCAACGAGAGCAGCUGGGGCACGGCGGUCGGGGACCUGCCGCCGAGCGUCGGGAGAUACCCUCUGAACCUGCUUCCACGAGCUGAAACAGCUCGGCAAGCAAUACUUCACCAGACGGUAUGGGAGAGAACCCUAGGUCCCUGCCUUCCCGUCAACCAAGUCCAUGAAUCUGCUCUCGAGACCUGGCUCAGAGUUGACCACGACUCAAAACCACCGUUUCCUCCCUCCGUAGCUGCCGCCUCCGCCAGCUGCCCACCUGAGGCAACAGUUAUGUGCAAUGACUAG
Thyridium curvatum is the source of this 2610-nucleotide messenger RNA. RefSeq lists its product as uncharacterized. Gene Ontology annotation, biological process: protein quality control for misfolded or incompletely synthesized proteins; carbohydrate metabolic process; glycoprotein catabolic process. The transcript is spliced from 3 exons. Bases 1 to 2610 code for a protein of 869 amino acids. NCBI's taxonomy places the organism in Eukaryota, Fungi, Ascomycota, Sordariomycetes, Thyridiales, Thyridiaceae. Gene Ontology annotation, molecular function: carbohydrate binding; peptide-N4-(N-acetyl-beta-glucosaminyl)asparagine amidase activity. The record is from RefSeq and is a predicted model, not a curated record. Gene Ontology annotation, cellular component: cytosol; nucleus.